AUGGACGGGCCUGUAACAGAGUACAAAGAAGCGUUUGCACUCUUCGACAAGAAGGGAACAGGUGCCGUCCCGAGAGAAGUGCUAGGCGAUUUGCUUCGCGCUCUCGGGCAAAAUCCUACGCAAGCAGAGGUGGCGGAGAUCGUCGCAUCUGCACCGCGCGAGGUGGAUUAUAAAGCUUUCCUAAGCAUUCUAAACCGACCCGAUGGGUUCAAACCUGCAGGGACGCCUGAGGAAUUCAUCAGAGGUUUCCAGGUAUUUGAUAAAGAGGGCAACGGGUUCAUUGGUGCCGGAGAGCUCAGAUACGUCUUAACGCAACUUGGAGAGAAAAUGACGGACGAAGAGGUCGACGAGCUUUUGAAGGGUGUUCAGAUUGGGCCCGACGGCAAUGUGAACUAUGAAUCAUUCGUAAGAACUAUCCUAAGCCAAUGA
This is a messenger RNA of Pisolithus orientalis, 429 nucleotides long. Its product is annotated as EF-hand protein. Lineage: Eukaryota; Fungi; Basidiomycota; Agaricomycetes; Boletales; Pisolithaceae. The transcript is spliced from 4 exons. Gene Ontology annotation, biological process: mitotic actomyosin contractile ring assembly. Gene Ontology annotation, molecular function: calcium ion binding. Gene Ontology annotation, cellular component: myosin II complex. The record is from RefSeq and is a predicted model, not a curated record. The coding region runs from base 1 to 429 and encodes 142 amino acids.